AUGGCGCUAGCUGCGCAGCAUUUGUGCACCGCCGCCGUCAGUGUCAGCCAGUUUGCCGUGGCAUACGGAGCUCCAUCGCAGCCUUUAACACUGGUAGCAUGCCGCGACAGCGUGGACGUGAACCAUGCUGCCGUGCGCUACGUCAUAGAAGCUGGUAACGAGGAGGGCACCUUCUCAAUAGACGGCGACACAGGGGUCGUGAUAGUGGCUGCUGAGCUCGACUACGAGAGAAGAUCACUGUAUGAGCUGCAGCUGUUGGCGGUGUCUGGGAAGGAGAGCUCGAGGGCAGAGCUUCUGGUGACGGUGCUGGACGCCAACGAUGAGCCACCAGUGUUCCAGCAGGCCGUGUACCGCGCAGAGCUGCAGGAGGAGGAAGACCCAGCUCACCUGCCCAGGACUAUCCUUACGGUGAGAGCUGUGGACGGUGACGUGGGCCGGCCUCAGGACAUUGUGUACUCCAUCUCAGGCCCCGGCGUCGCUCCAGAAGGCUCUGGGGACGACGACUUCUUCCGUGUUGACCCCAACACUGGAGAAAUUUUCGUGCUAAAGCCUCUGGACCGCGAUCCCCCGGCAGGCCGCCCGCUGUGGCGGUUUACGGCUUUCGCGCAGGACGAGGGCGGUGCCGGGCUCGUGGGCUUCGCCGACGUGCAGGUCACUCUCAGUGACGUCAACGACAACCCACCCGUCUUCCCACAGCCGCUCUACCACGGCUACAUCGUCGAAAACGCUCCGGCAGGUACGUUUAUUCUGAACGUCACAGCAGUGGACAAUGAUGACCCAUAUGAAGGAAGCAACGCCAAACUGAGAUACUCAAUUGAAAAAAAUGCUGUGGAUGAACGAACAGGCUCGCCCAUGUUUGAAAUCGACCCUGACACUGGCGAAAUAAUGACAGUGGUUUGCUGUCUGGACCGAGAACGUACGCCCAGAUUUACCAUUCAGGUUGUCGCUACAGACGGAGGAGGCCAGGAAGGAACAACAACUGUAUCAAUCACAGUGAAAGAUGUGAAUGACACACCACCAGAAUUUUCUAAACUGGAAUGGUUUGUGGAAGUGGAUGAGACGGAUGGGGAUAAUAUCCCAAGAAAGCCUAUUCUUACUGUAACUGUUCGUGAUCAGGAUGAAUCCAACACAUUUCAGUUUAAGCAUGAGAUGACAGAACCAGUGAUGGGAAAGGUGGAGGUGCUUCCAUUCCCAGCUAAGGCCACACAGGCGACAUCAAACCAGCAAGGGCCAUCUUCACCGACUGAAGGGGCACCAGAGCUGCUGCUGGAGGUUCUGGAGUCAUGGGCUUAUCAGGCAGUGCUGACACAGGCAGAAACUGAGGCUGGAACACCAGCAGAUUGGUGGCAUCCAGCAACUGGAGGACCAGCAAGGCAUGUCGUUGUCGAAAAUAGUGGCUACGGUUCAAAUAAAUUUUCACUUGUGAGAAAUAAUGAUGGAACUGCUUCACUCAAAGUAAUUCGACCCUUGGAUUAUGAGGAUACCCAUGGCAACAUCAUGAGGUUCCAAAUACAGGUUACUGAUAAGGGUGAUAAUGAUACAUCACAACAAUAUUACACAAGAUACGCUUGGGUAACUGUUAAGCUCAGAGAUAUUAAUGACAAUACGCCUGUGUUUGAGAAACUUCAUGCUGAGGUAACAUUACCAGAAGAUGUUGCAGUUGGAAAAAUAGUUGAAAUAUUUAAUGCAAAGGAUCCUGAUGGUGAUGGCAAGAGCAAAGUGUCUUACAGUAUCUCAUAUGAUCUAGAUGCUUUGCAGCACUUUUACAUCAAUCAGGAUGGCAAAAUACUGAUUAGGAAAGAACUUGAUAGAGAAGUCAGUCCUUGGCAUAAGGUUAACAUCUUAGCAGUUGAUGAUGGAAUUCCACCAAAGACAUCCACAGCAACUUUGUUAGUCAUUGUUGAAGAUGUUAAUGAUAAUCCACCACAUCUCCUGGAGAAUUAUAACCCUGUUUUAUAUGAGCAUACACCACCUACAGAAAUUAUAGAAAUACUUGGAGCAGAUGCUGAUGAUUAUUCAAGAAAUAAUGGGCCACCAUUCACAUUUAGAAUGGCUCCCAACGCAGAUGAUAAGAUCAGGCAGUCAUUCAGUGUAACUUUUGAUCAAAAUGUAAAUACAAAGAGGUUUUCUUUCAUGAACAGUAUAAGCUAUAAGCUGGAUUUCAGAGUAUGUGAUCACAUGCACUUGCAGAACAAUGUGACAGCAAGUGUGACUGUCACAGUUAAAACUAUUCUGUAUGACAGAGUAAUUAAUUCAGCAUCAGUACGAUUUCAUGGAAUAUCAGAUGAAGAUUUUGUAAGAGAAUUGAAUGAAACUGAUAACAGAGUGGAACGUUUUAGAAGCUACGUUGCAGAAAUACUCAACACUGGAAAGAAAAAUGUAGAAAUUUUCAGUGUAAAGCAGCACAGCUGGCAGCCCCCUGUACUUGACAUUUUCUUUUCUGUUGCUGCUUCAAGAUAUCAAAGACAUGAAACAGUAAAUGGCCUUUUGCAGAUUCAUAAAGAAGAGAUUUAA
Molecule: messenger RNA, 2514 nt
Organism: Schistocerca cancellata (South American locust)
Lineage: Eukaryota; Metazoa; Arthropoda; Insecta; Orthoptera; Acrididae
Product: putative neural-cadherin 2
Exons: 15
Coding region: 1-2514 (837 amino acids)
Biological process (GO): homophilic cell-cell adhesion
Cellular component (GO): catenin complex; plasma membrane
Molecular function (GO): calcium ion binding; cadherin binding
Source: RefSeq, a predicted model, not a curated record